AUGGCUGCUUUAGUGCCCGCGACAGCCCUCCGUGCACCCGGCGCGGCGGUGCACUAUGGUUCCUCCUCCACGACUUUCGCAGGAGGCGUGUCGUCGUCGCGACUCCUUCCCGCGGCGUCACCAGCCGUUGCCAGCCGAAUGCCCGUUGCGAUCCGUGCUGUCGCAGUGCCUCCUGCUCCCAGCAAGCAGAACACUCCCGCUUCUACCGGCGCGGUGAAGUCGCCCAUGACGAUGACGGAGAAGAUCCUGGCGCGCGCGGCGGAGAGGGCGCGCGUGGCGCCGGGCGAGAACGUGUGGGUGAACACGGACGUGCUCAUGACGCACGACGUGUGCGGCCCCGGCACCAUCGGCAUCUUCAAGAAGGAGUUCGGCGCCGACGCCAAGGUGUGGGACCGCGAGAAGAUCGUGAUCAUUCCCGACCAUUACAUCUUCACGGCGGACGAGCGCGCGAACCGCAACGUGGACAUCCUCAGGGACUUCGUGCAGGAGCAAGGCAUCAAGUACUUCUAUGACAUCACCGACCGCUCCAACUUCCAGGCCAACCCCGACUACAAGGGCGUGUGCCACGUGGCGCUCGCGCAGGAGGGGCACUGCCGACCAGGCGAGGUGCUGUUUGGCACGGACUCGCACACGUGCAACGCGGGGGCGUUUGGGCAGUUCGCCACGGGCAUUGGCAACACGGACGCGGGCUUCAUCCUCGGCACCGGCAAGUGCCUGCUCAAGGUGCCCGCCACCCUGCGGUUUGUGUUGGACGGGGAGAUGCCGCCGUACCUGCUCUCCAAGGACCUCAUCCUGCAGAUCAUUGGUGAGAUAGGAGUGGCAGGGGGCACGUACCGGGCCAUGGAGUUCACAGGCACUGCUGUCGAGGCCAUGACUAUGGAGGAUCGCAUGACGCUGUGCAACAUGGUCAUUGAGGGCGGAGGCAAGAACGGAGUGGUGGCGGCAGACAAGACCACCUUCGCCUAUCUUGAUGGCAAGACCCAGUUGACUCACGAGCCCGUCUACAGCGAUGGCAACGCCAGCUUCUAUGAGGAGUAUCGGUUCGACGUCUCAAAGCUCGACCCCGUGGUUGCUAAGCCGCACUCGCCUGACAACCGUGCAACGGCGUUGGAGUGUCGCGACAAGAAGGUGGACCGCUCGUACAUCGGCUCGUGCACGGGCGGCAAGACCGAGGACUUCAUGGCUGCUGCCAAGCUCUUCCACGCUGCGGGCAAGAAGGUGGUCGUGCCGACCUUCCUGGUGCCUGCUACUCAGAAGGUGUGGAUGGACAUCUACACGCUGCCGGUGCCGGGGGCGGACGGCAAGACCAUGGCGCAGAUCUUUGAGGAGGCAGGCUGCGACACGCCUGCUGCCCCCUCCUGUGCUGCAUGCCUGGGCGGGCCCAGAGAUACCUAUGCCCGCAUGAACGAGCCUCAGGUGUGUGUCUCCACUACCAACCGCAACUUCCCGGGCCGCAUGGGUCACAAGGAGGCUCAGAUAUACCUGGCAUCGCCGUACACUGCCGCGGCGUCAGCCCUCACUGGUCACAUCACUGAUCCUCGGGAUAACAAGUGGCACUUAUCCAUACUGUCAGAUGGGGUGCAUGCGACGCAAGGUGCAGAGGGCAUCACCAUCAUCCACGAGAUGGCGGCUGUGGGUCCACAUUCGGGUCAAACGAAUCAACGGAUAGCUGCUCCUUCAGCAUACGGAAACCAGACUCGGAUCCAACCAGGUGCUCUCGUGCAGCCAUCUCAGUUAGGCCAAGUGCAGGCGCCUGGUCAACCACUGCUUCCUCCGCCGCAAGUUCAAGGCUUUGGCGCUCCGAAUCAAGCAAGCCAGCCUAGCCAACCAAGCCAAACCAGCCAAUCCAGUGAUCAAGAUUGGAAGUCACAGCUAAAGCUACCUCCAUCUGAUACAAGGUUCAAAACUGAGGAUGUCACGGCGACGAAAGGGAAUGAGUUCGAGGACUACUUCUUGAAGAGGGAGCUUCUGAUGGGGAUCUACGAGAGAGGGUUUGAGAGGCCAUCCCCUAUUCAGGAGGAGAGUAUACCGAUUGCUUUGACGGGAAGAGACAUCCUUGCUCGUGCCAAGAAUGGAACUGGCAAGACUGCUGCCUUCAGUAUUCCGGCUCUAGAGAAGAUCGAUCCCUCGAGGAACGUCAUUCAAGUUCUUAUCCUGGUCCCUACAAGAGAGCUUGCGCUGCAGACUUCGCAAGUUUGCAAAGAGCUUGCGAAGCACAUGAACAUUCAGAUCAUGGCGACGACGGGUGGCACGAGUCUCAAGGACGACAUCAUGCGUCUCUAUCAACCAGUGCAUCUCCUCGUCGCUACGCCCGGCCGGGUACUAGAUUUGGCGAACAAGGGCGUGUGCAACCUUAGAGAAUGCAACAUGCUGUGCAUGGAUGAGGCCGACAAGCUUCUCUCUCCAGAGUUUCAGCCUCUUGUGGAGCGCCUUAUUGGCUAUCUCGCUCCAACGCGACAGAUCCUCUUGUAUUCAGCCACGUUCCCUGUGACUGUGAAAGCGUUUAAAGACAGAUGGCUUAACAAGCCUUAUGUCAUUAACCUCAUGGACGAGUUGACCCUCAAGGGUAUCACUCAAUACUAUGCCUUCGUGGAGGAGCGGCAAAAGGUCCAUUGCCUCAACACCUUGUUCUCUAAGCUGCAAAUCAAUCAGUCGAUCAUCUUCUGCAAUUCGGUCAACCGCGUGGAGCUCUUGGCCAAGAAGAUCACGGAGCUUGGCUACUCGUGCUUCUACAUCCACGCAAAAAUGCUGCAGUCCCAUCGCAAUCGCGUCUUUCAUGAUUUCCGCAAUGGGGCCUGCAGGAACUUGGUCUCGUCGGAUCUUUUCACGCGAGGAAUUGACAUCCAGGCAGUGAAUGUCGUCAUCAAUUUCGACUUCCCGAAGACGUCUGAGACCUAUCUUCACAGGGUCGGACGAUCUGGAAGAUUCGGUCAUCUUGGCUUGGCGAUCAAUCUUAUCACAUACAAUGACCGCUUCAAUCUCUACCGGAUCGAGCAAGAGCUUGGAACGGAAAUAAAGCCCAUUCCUCCACAGAUCGAUAGGGCGAUCUACUGCUCUUAG
Molecule: messenger RNA, 3060 nt
Organism: Closterium sp. Yama58-4
Lineage: Eukaryota; Viridiplantae; Streptophyta; Zygnematophyceae; Desmidiales; Closteriaceae
Source: the annotation of a GenBank genome assembly